UUGGGUAACAAAACUAUAUUGAUAAGAGCAAAGUUCAUUUUAAUUGCAACAAUAAGCGGGUUUAAUCGGAGUCUACGAAAGAUUAGAAACUUAAAAAUAUUCUUCUUAAGGUGGCUUAUUUUGUUAGUGUCUUUACUUAAAUUCGUCUUUUUAGAUUGCGUGAACGAUAAAAUGGCUUUGAUUCCGGCCGUAACCCGGCUAACCUCAUCCGUUAUCCGGAUCCUGGGCUGCAAUCCCAGUCCCAUGACACUCCAGGGCACGAACACCUACUUGUUGGGCAGUGGGAAGCGGAGAAUCCUUAUCGACACCGGCGACGAGGAUGUGCCGCAGUACAUUGAGCACCUGAACGAUGUGUUGAAGCAGGAGCAGGCCUCCAUCGACACCAUCCUGCUGACCCACUGGCACCACGAUCAUGUAGGCGGAGUAAAGAGCAUUCUGGGCACCAAGUUGGCGGAUAAGGACUGUCGCGUGUUUAAAUACAAACGCACGGAUGCCCAGGAUGUGUGCCCUGAGAUACCCGCGCACAUUAAGCUCCAUCCGUUGGCGCACAACCAGGAAUUUCAGACGGAGGGAGCCAAUGUGCGAGUGGUGCACACGCCAGGACAUACCACCGAUCAUGUGGUGUUGGCCAUGAACGAGGGCACCCUCUUCAGCGGCGACUGCAUCCUGGGCGAGGGUACCGCCGUCUUUGAGGAUCUGUUCGAGUACAUGAAGAGCCUGGAGCGGAUACUGGACAUCAAGCCGCUGCGCAUCUUCCCGGGUCAUGGCAAUGUUAUCGAGGAACCUAUUGGCAAAAUCGAGUAUUACAUUAGCCAUCGCAAUCAGCGAGAAGCGCAGAUCCUCGAGUUCUUCGUCCAGCGACCCAACGAUCGCUGGCAAGCGAUGGAUGUGGUGCGGGUGGUCUACAAGGAGACGCCGGAGAAUCUUUGGCCAGCCGCCGCCUACAAUGUAAACCAUCACCUUAGCAAGUUGCAGAAGGAGGGAAAGCUGCGGCUGGUCAAGUCGGAUACUAAGGAUGAGGAUGAGGAGUUCUAUGUUUACCAGCAAAGUAGUGCCCUUUAGGUGGCAUCGCGGCCUGCUGAAGUCUUCCAUGUUAGAGUCCUUUAAUGUUUAAAGUCCUUGCAUUAGUUUUAUUUCUUGCUGGCUCUGAAUUGUACAUAACUUGAUUUUUUAAAAUAUAUUUUAUAUUAAAAGCGA
Molecule: messenger RNA, 1197 nt
Organism: Drosophila kikkawai
Lineage: Eukaryota; Metazoa; Arthropoda; Insecta; Diptera; Drosophilidae
Product: beta-lactamase-like protein 2 homolog
Cellular component (GO): mitochondrial matrix
Molecular function (GO): single-stranded RNA binding; RNA endonuclease activity
Source: RefSeq, a predicted model, not a curated record